AUGAAGUCGUUGUUGUUGCUGCUUGCAAUCUUCUUUGGAGCUGAAGCAGAGUCCCAAGGCAUUCAAAAGCUUUUGGCUUAUGCGCGUCAGCUCAAUCAGACCUUGGGCUCUCUGGCCGGCCUCACGAUGCGCCGCUUGCAGACAACCAUAACAAUCCCUCCAAUGCCAUCAGGAUGCCCAGCAGCGUGCGACGAAAUCCAAUGCGCCUACGACUUAGCAGCAGCGACAAAUGAGGCGAUGAACGGAGGUUACCCGAGGUUACCCGGUGCCCACCAAGGCCAGCAUGCUCGGCUAUAUGCUUCCAUCGGAGCGCCAUCACUUGUGCUGCUUCCUCAGACUGGGGCUGAUGGCUCCAGACCCAAGGUCCGAUCUUGCGCCUUGCUUCUGCGCUUGCCCCAGCUUUCCCAAGAUCAAGGAAGGAUUUGA
Messenger RNA from Cladocopium goreaui, 426 nucleotides. NCBI's taxonomy places the organism in Eukaryota, Dinophyceae, Suessiales, Symbiodiniaceae. The record is from the annotation of a GenBank genome assembly.